AUGACCGUACACUGCGCCGGGCCGCGUGAGUUCUGGCAACUGGCGACGAACCCGGCGAACGAGCUUCUCGGUAAUCGAAAAAGUAAACGACUGUGGGAAGUGUUUUGGAGAACGGAAGAUCGUCACCCGCGGGUCACCUGCCGAGCUCAGAAAAGUUUCAAAAUGCUCUUCCGCGACCCCGAAGGUGAAUUGUUACAUUCCCCCAACGGGCCAGCAGUUCGCGACGAUGACCAAACCGACAAGCGGGCGUUUCUUUUCUUCAAAAGCAAGAGCAUGAUCAUUUUGCCCGAAAAGAUUCAAGAAGAGCCAGGACAGCCGGAAAAACACAUCAGAAUCAAAGAAAAGGAAGAUGCAGGAGUCCACGUGAGCGUGGCGAUAAACGGAAUCGUCGCCACCUUCGACCUCAAAGCAGCUCAAUUCGUGCGGCAACUACAGCGGCUUGUGGCGGAUUUCGCCAGGAGAAAGAACAUUUGGCACGACGGAGAAGUUGAGCUCUUUUGCGGAGAAAAAAGCUUCAGCCGAGCGAGGAAAUAG
Messenger RNA from Oikopleura dioica, 534 nucleotides. The record is from the annotation of a GenBank genome assembly. NCBI's taxonomy places the organism in Eukaryota, Metazoa, Chordata, Appendicularia, Copelata, Oikopleuridae.